AUGUAUUCGAAUACAGCAUUAAUACGCUCAAUAACAGUUUAUGGCGGUUCGCCUAUAUUUAUUUUUGGUACCUUGGGAAAUUUACUUAAUAUUCGUUUUCUUUGGCGAACUCGUCGAAAUCCAUGUGCAUUUAUAUUUUUGGUUUCAUCAUUUUUUAAUUGUAUUGUCUUAUUUUAUGGUUUAUUUACAAGAAUAUUAAGUAUUGGAUUUGAUCUUGAUUGGUCAAAUACAAAUCGUAUUUGGUGUAAAACUCGUAUUGCUUUUACCGAAGCAAGUUUUUUAAUCUCAAUAACAUGUAUUUGUUUAGCGAGUAUUGAUCGAUUUCUUACUAGUUGUCGUCAGGAAAAAUACAGAAAAUUGAGUCGAUUAUCAUUAACUAGAUGGGCAAUUAUUCUAACAAUUAUAUUUUGGUUGGGUCAUUCUAUUCCUUAUCUAAUACAUGCUGAACUAUCAUAUAACUCUAAGACGGGUUUAAUAUCGUGUUUACUUCUUAUAAAUACGGCUCAUGCUAAUUAUCUAAGAUAUGUUGCACUUCCUGUCUAUCUUGGUUUAUUUCCUAGCAUGAUUCUAAUAAUAACAGGUCUAAUGACAUAUAGAAAUACAAAUAGAUUACAAAUACUUCGUCAACGUCAAUUACUUCAAAAACAAUUAACAUCAAUGAUGCUUACACAAAUUCCAAUAAUACUUUUUUCAACAUUACCAUAUAUUAUAUUUACAGAAUAUACAGCAGUUACUUCAACCAUAAUUAAAUCUACUGAUCAAAAAGCAGUUGAACGUUUAUUUACAAAUAUUGUUACACUUCUAUUUUAUAUAACAUUUGCAUGUCCAUUUUUUGUUUUUUUUGCUUCAUCAGCAUCGUUUAGACGGGAGGCAAAAAUGUUUCUUUUGCGUGAAAAAACAAAUUUAUUCACAACUAACCAAAUUCAACCUUAUUCAAUAGCCAUUAUUAAAAAUAUACAACCUGCAAUAGUUAAUGAAAAUAAACAUUAG
Molecule: messenger RNA, 990 nt
Organism: Rotaria sordida
Lineage: Eukaryota; Metazoa; Rotifera; Eurotatoria; Philodinida; Philodinidae
Source: the annotation of a GenBank genome assembly